This is a messenger RNA of Alexandromys fortis (reed vole), 2862 nucleotides long. RefSeq names its product caveolae associated protein 4 (gene Cavin4). Bases 363 to 1475 code for a protein of 370 amino acids. Lineage: Eukaryota; Metazoa; Chordata; Mammalia; Rodentia; Cricetidae. The transcript is spliced from 2 exons. Gene Ontology annotation, cellular component: cytoplasm; caveola. The record is from RefSeq and is a predicted model, not a curated record. Gene Ontology annotation, biological process: regulation of gene expression.
UGAAAUGAUCCAAAGAGAAAAUCUUUGCUCAGUGUUCCAAGCUGCUUGGCUUGCAGGCUUCUUAUGAGUAACACGGUGACUUCAGUGAACUUCAGACAGCUUUCCCUUCCCACCCACACGGUCUUAUUUGAGGUCCUUAGUCAGUCGGCAAGCAUGUUUGGAACUGGCCCCGGUGCUUUGCAAGGGCUCGUGUUACAGGACGGUCACGUAUGGGCAUUUGUAGUUAUAAAUACUUGACCACUCUCCAGGGUGCGGUUUUCAGCCCUUAAAGCAGCUUCGUGUAGCCUGCUACCGAGCCGACUUUUGGCUUCGAGUAUAGGAAUUGGUUGCUGUAGGACAUCUUCUGCUGAGGAAGAAGUAAGAUGGAGCACAACGGGUCUGCUUCCAGCGCUGGUAAAAUCCACCAGAAUCGAUUGUCAAGUGUGACUGAAGAUGAAGACCAAGACGCCGCUCUUACGAUCGUGACCGUGCUGGACAGGGUGGCCACCGUCGUGGACAGUGUGCAGGCCAGCCAGAAGAGAAUAGAAGAGAGGCACCGGGCGAUGGAAAACGCUAUAAAGUCUGUCCAGAUUGACCUGCUGAAGCUCUCACAGUCCCACAUCAACAUGGGCUACAUCGUCAACAAGCUGUUUGAGAAGACCCGGAAAGUCAGCGCUCACAUCAGGGACGUGAAGGCCAGGGUGGAGAAGCAGCAGGUCCACGUAACCAAAGUUGAAAGCAAGCAAGAAGAAAUAAUGAAGAAAAACAAAUUCCGCGUGGUAAUAUUCCAGGAGAACGUUCGGUGCCCCUCAUCCCUGUCUGUUAUUAAAGACAGAAGCCUGCCUGAGAACCAGGAGGAGGAGGAGGAGGAAGUCUUUGAUCCCCCGGUAGAGCUCUCCUCGGAUGAAGAAUAUUACGUUGAAGAAAGCAGAUCCGCCAAGUUUAGGAAGUCAGGCAAGGAGCACAUUGAUCAUAUCAAGAAGGCAUUUUCCAAAGAGAACAUGCAGAAGACGCGGCAGAAUUUUGACAAGAAAGUGAGUGGAAUUAGAACUAGAAUCGUCACACCCGAGAGGAGAGAGAGGCUGCGGCAGUCAGGGGAGCGGCUCAGACAGUCGGGGGAGCGGCUCAGACAGUCAGGGGAGAGGCUCAGACAGUCAGGAGAAAGAUUUAAGAAAUCAAUUUCAAAUGCUGCCCCCUCAAAGGAGGCUUUCAAGAUACGCAGCCUUAGGAAACCAAAGGAUCCCAAGGCGGAGAGCCAGGAGGGAGACAGAGGGAUGGGCGUGGACAUCAUCGCAGGUAGCCUGGCGCUGGGGCCCAUCCAUGAGUUCCACCCUGAGGAGUUCAGUGAGACAGAAAAGGAGGUGGCCAAGGUAGGGUACAUUCCCCAAGAAGGAGGCGAUCCCCCACCUCCUGAGCCUUUGAAGGUGACUUUUAAACCUCAGGUGAGAGUAGAUGAUGAUGAAUCGCUCCUGUUGGAUUUAAAGCAGUCCUCGUAGAGAGGAAUUAAGUGUGAGCAUCGAUCUCAAGUCACGUGGUCAUGGUUUGAAUAGGGUAGUCAUUUUUUAGUCACACACAGUAGGAAGGCAAAUGGUACAAAACCUUCACUUCUUACCUUUAAAGUUCUAAAGAUUAUAAAAACGUUAUAUACACAGCUUUCUUAUAAGUUCCUCGGAAACUUAUAAUUCUGUUUCCCCUGAUAAUAUAUAUCACUCUGAUAGCUUCCCCCCCCAGUGUCACACCUUCUUGUGGCAGUUCUUGGCCAAUUAGAACAUAGUUGAUGGCUCAGGUCAUUUAGAUGCUUGGUUACCUGUAACACAGGAGGGGUGAAUCUGUGCUCCAGCAAACUGUAGCUUUGGGUCAGGAUUAACAAGUCCAGUCUCAAAGGGGAGUAGCUGAUGAGCAUAUUGUGUUAUCCAGAUGUUCACAUCUGGAGAUUCAUUAGUGGAUUAGUAGCCAUACACCUUAUGAAGCUCUUCAGUGAAGGAAUGAAAAAAAAAAAAUUGGGUGUGAGCAUUUAGCUGUGGCAUCCUAACUUUCUUGCUGGUGAGCUGCUCAGCCUGUUGCCAUUUAGUUCCAGUGAUGGAAAUGGGGAGUCAUGUGCUUGUCAUGUGCUUCUCUGAGGACUUGAGAUCUGAGGGUCUGUCACAGAGUGUGUGCGAGCAAGACACACAUUCAGUGGAGAAGCAUGAACCACACCGCUGCCUCUAACAGGACUUAACAGGUGCAUCUUUGAAGAAGCCCUCGGUACCAGGCACUGAGGCCCAAGCUGAGCAGAAACUGAUGUUGUACUUUGCAAGACUUUUCAUAGCUUGGAGAGUGAAAAAUAAAUGUUUGGACGGGCACUUUUUCGUUAAAGACUGAAACCAACCUUGGACUUUUAGUGGGGUCCUAACAUAUUCCUCGGAAAUCCGUGCCUAACUGCCUUUAGAUUUGGAUGUGGGGUAGACUAGUGCAGGUUCUGUGUGCGCAGCAUGGGGUGGAAAUCUGGGGCUCGGUUGUGGCUUUUUAAAAGUCUGCCCUGAUGUAGGCAUAGACAGGACCUUUAAUACUUCCUGUUUUCCAGAGCGAACCCUACAGGGCUAGCAUGUUCCAAACAGUGCCCUUGAGUAUCCCUCACAGUCACUUUGGAGGAUACCGGGUCCCACUUAGCUCUAGAUCUGUGCAGUUAGGAAGUACAUCCCACUGCCCGCCGAGAGAAAAUCACACCAGUUCCACACUUCUGGCACACUGAAGGCUUUGGAUCGUUUUUUGAUAUGGAAGAGAUGGUAGGAUUUUUGAUAAACUUUUUAUUGACAUCCAGUUUAAUUUUGAAUAAUUGUGUAGUAGUUAGGAAUAUGCAGGCAUGGGAGCAUAUGUCUGCUGCCCAGCACUGACCACACUGAG